Glossina fuscipes is the source of this 1668-nucleotide messenger RNA. RefSeq lists its product as uncharacterized. The transcript is spliced from 9 exons. NCBI's taxonomy places the organism in Eukaryota, Metazoa, Arthropoda, Insecta, Diptera, Glossinidae. Gene Ontology annotation, cellular component: membrane. The record is from RefSeq and is a predicted model, not a curated record. The annotation marks the transcript as partial. Gene Ontology annotation, molecular function: ligand-gated monoatomic ion channel activity.
UUGAAUGCUGUCCAGCAAACGUUUGAUCAGCAAACACAACGAGGUCAUGUAAUUAGGUUACAAUGGAUUGACAUUAGAUCGAUGAAUAGCACGCAGUAUGAAGAAGUGAUUUUAAAUGCAGUAAACGUCGUUACCGAGGGAUUUAUUACUGUUUUAACUAAUACCACAGCUUUCUUACAUGCACGCUACUCAGCUACACGCAAUGCUCGUCUACGACUUAAGGAUAAAUAUUAUUUGUUUUUGUGUGAACAUGAAGAUCCUGUGGAAUUUUUACGCAACGAACUAUUACAGUUUUAUCCACAUCAUCUUAUGAUUGUACCCAGAAGCAAUGGUAAUGCUACAAUCAAAACAACAACAAGUAUAGUAACCACAUCUGAUGGAACUUCAGCCUUUAGAAACUGUAAACAGUGCCCGGGUCAUCGUAACUUUAAUUUUGAAUUGUGGACACAAAAGUACGUUGGUACUGUUGGCAAUUUGGAUGCUAAACACUUGGAUACUUAUCUUGCAAGUGAAAGAACUUUUCUCAAAAACACUGACCUUUAUCCGGACAAACUUACAAAGCUACAUGGACGUACAUUACGAAUGGGCUCACAUACGUACUUACCAUACGCGUCAACUAAUUAUGUGCCGGCUGGAACGGGUAACGUGGAUGCAAUAGACCCACAAGCCCAUAAUCGGACAGUAUCCUUCAUUGGUUCCGAAGCAGAAUUAAUCAUUAGUUUUUGUCAUAACUACGAUUGCCAUUUAAGAGUUCAACCUUACGGCGAAAAUGGUUGGGGCGAUGUUUAUGAUAAUGGAACUGGCGUAGGCAUGUUUGGCGGCUUAUUCGCGCAACAUAUAGAAUGUGCAAUCGGAUCUAUGUAUGAUUGGUAUCAUGACUUGUAUGAAGUAUCGCACGAAAUUGCCGAAACAAAGAUAAAAUUUGUGACACCAGGACCAUCACAAUACCCACGCUGGCGCAUCAUUAUUAUGCCAUUCUCCUUAAAAGCCUGGAUUGUUAUUGCUUUUGCAAUUUUAUUAUAUUCAUUCAUAUUUCAGUUUAUUAAAUAUUUAGGAUAUUGUCUGCGACCAACGCGUUCCCUUCAAAAGGAAAAAUAUAAAUUUAUAAAGCAUUUUCUUAAAACUCUGCUAGAUGUCUUUGCGGUAUUUAUACAGCAACCUUCAGCAGAUACAAGUCUUCAUCGCAUUGCUUCACGGGUUUGCUUGGCAACGCUUCUAUUUGCGACACUCACUUUAGAAAAUACGUACAGUGGGCAGCUGAAAUCUUUUCUUACAGCACCAUUAUUUACGGAUCCCGUGGAUACUAUGGACAAAUGGACUAAAACGAAUUGGAAAUGGACAGCGCCGUCGAUGGAAUGGAUCAUUAAUGUCGAAGAUUCCGACUUGGUCAAGGAUCAGAUAUUAGCUCAAAAAUUUGAAGUCAAUGAUCCCGAUUUCUUAUACAAUAUCAGUUUCCGCGAUGACUAUGGCUUGGGAAUUGAAGGUUUAUUCAGCGGUUCAUUUACAUUUGGUAAAUAUAUAACAGCACCAGCAUUGGAAGGAAAAAUUGUAACUAAAGACGCUUUAUACACGGCUUGGACUGUGGCUGCGGGUAUACGAGGUUGGCCGUUAAUGCCUUUACUAAAUCGACAUAUAUCGCAUUGCUUCGAAACGGGUUUAUAUACACAU